This is a messenger RNA of Cheilinus undulatus (humphead wrasse), 1486 nucleotides long. RefSeq names its product malate dehydrogenase, cytoplasmic-like. The record is from RefSeq and is a predicted model, not a curated record. Gene Ontology annotation, cellular component: mitochondrion; cytosol. Lineage: Eukaryota; Metazoa; Chordata; Actinopteri; Labriformes; Labridae. The transcript is spliced from 9 exons. Gene Ontology annotation, molecular function: L-malate dehydrogenase (NAD+) activity. The coding region runs from base 152 to 1153 and encodes 333 amino acids. Gene Ontology annotation, biological process: tricarboxylic acid cycle; oxaloacetate metabolic process; malate metabolic process.
AGUCCUACAAUGACUACAAGUCCCGUAGAGAGAGGAAGGAGGCGUUUCACCGCCUGGCUUUACAAUACAAGCAUAGAGGUGACCCUUCCGUCUAGUCCUUCUGAGAUCACCGGGAGAACGGCACCGAGACAGCUCCAGCAUCCUAGCUAACAUGGCUGAACCAAUCCGUGUUGUGGUGACCGGCGCUGCAGGCCAGAUCGCCUACUCCCUUCUUUACAGCAUCGCCAAGGGAGAUGUAUUUGGGAAGGACCAGCCAAUCGUGUUGAUGCUGUUGGACAUCCCUCCCAUGCUGCCGGUGCUGGAGGGAGUGGUCAUGGAGCUGCAGGACUGUGCCCUCCCACUGCUGAGAGAGGUGAUCCCCACAGACAAGGUGGAGGUGGCCUUUAAGGAUGUAGAUGCCGCCAUCUUGGUUGGCUCCAUGCCAAGAAAGGAGGGGAUGGAGAGGAAGGACCUGCUGAAGGCCAAUGUAGCCAUCUUCAAGACUCAGGGGGCUGCUCUGGAACAGCACGCCAAGAAGACCGUCAAGGUUCUGGUUGUUGGAAACCCAGCAAACACCAACUGUCUGAUUGCCUCCAAAUCUGCUCCGUCCAUCCCCAAAGAGAACUUCUCCUGCCUGACCCGUCUGGACCACAACAGAGCAUGCUCUCAGGUAGCGAUGCGUUGCGGCGUUUCCUCCGACAACGUGAAGAACGUCAUCAUCUGGGGUAACCACUCCUCCACUCAGUACCCCGACGUCCACCACGCCAAGGUCAACGUGAACGGCGCUGAGAUGAGCGCCUACGACGCCGUGAAGGACGAGGCGUGGCUCAGAGGAGACUUCAUCUCUACGGUGCAGCAGCGCGGUGCUGCCGUCAUCAAGGCCAGGAAGCUGUCCAGCGCCAUGUCUGCCGCCAAGGCCAUCUGUGACCACAUGAGGGACAUCUGGUUUGGCACCAAGGAGGGCGAGUUCAUCUCCAUGGGUGUGUACGCUGCAGGAAACUCCUAUGGCAUCCCAGAGGAUCUCAUCUACUCCUUCCCCGUUCAGAUCAAGAACAAGACCUGGAAAAUGGUGGACGGACUCCCCAUCAACGACUUCUCCCGGGCCAAGAUGGAUGCCACAGCGGCUGAGCUGGUUGAGGAGCGGGACACGGCCCUGGACUUCCUGUCCCAGUGACUGUCUCCCCCCGCUAGCCGACAGCAACAGCAGCACUUAGACACCACCAUAAAGGCUUGCUGCUCGCGGCUAUGAUGAAGAAGAAACCUUCCAUUGUUCUAAACCGUCCGUCUGUGUGUCACCUCUGUGUGUGUGCGUGAGUUUGUGCGUGUGUGUCAUAAGGCCACCUCUUCAGGUUUUCAGAAAACCCGUUAAACGACCACAACCUGGCCUCGUCCUCUUCAGUCUGCAAGGCGCUGAGAGAACGUGUCUGUUGGUAGAUGAAAACGCACACUAGCUGUCCAGAAACUGUAACAGAACAAGUAUUCACCAAUAAAACAACGAGAACCUUAA